Brassicogethes aeneus is the source of this 2923-nucleotide messenger RNA. The record is from the annotation of a GenBank genome assembly. Lineage: Eukaryota; Metazoa; Arthropoda; Insecta; Coleoptera; Nitidulidae.
CUAGAUGUCUAGAUCAUAACCUCAAUUUUCUAAACAUAACCACAUUUUCCAAAGUUAUUUACUCUCAUAAAAACAACACGUGUUUAUGUAUUUUAUUGUUAUAAUUGUAUAACAAUCCAUAAACGCAAUGAAGUUUGCAUAUAAAUUUAGCAACUUGUUGGGAACAGUGUACAGAAAAGGUGAUUUAAUAUUUACCCCUGAUGGAAACUCUGUCAUAAGUACCGUGGGUAAUAGAAUUACUAUAUUUGAUUUAAAAAAUCACAAAUCGAACACAUUACCUGUUGAAAGUCGAUUUAAUUACAAUGCAUUGGAUUUAAGUCCCAACGGUUGCACAUUAAUAGCAAUAAAUGAAGAAGGUGAAGCUCAUAUGAUAAGCUUAAUAUCACAAACUAUCAUCCACAAAUAUCGUUUUAAAAGAAAAGUAAGGGUGGUAAAAUUUAGUCCUGAUGGUAAACAUUUUGCUGUGUGCAAGGAAAGUAAUGUUUUUGUGUUUAAAGCACCUGGUCCAUUUUCUGGGGAUUACAAUUCUUUCAUAAUGGAGCGAGUUUUUCAUGGUGCAUACGAUGAAACUACAUGUUUGGAUUGGUCCUUUGAUUCCAAAAUUCUUGCUGUUGGUUCAAAAGACAUGGCUACAAAACUAUAUCCUCUGGAAAAGUGGGCAAACUUUAGAAUCUGUUCCUUGGGUAGCCACACAGACAGAAUUGUUAGUUGCUUUUUUGAAGAAGGGACUUAUGACAUUACCACAAUAUCAAGAAAUGGUCAAACUUGUUUAUGGGAGUGUAGCAUUAAUCCCAAGGAUUUAGUACCAUUGGAUAAAAUCCCACCAAAAAAGAAGCAAAAAACUGAUGAUGAUGAGGGUGAGGAUGAUAUUGAUACAACAAAAUCAUUGGAAAGGACUGAGGAAGAAGUAACAAAUGCAUUAAAGGAGCUUGAAGUUAGUGAUGAAUCUAAUAAUGAAACCAAUAAAUUGUUCUAUAAAAGAUUGGCGAGGCAUUAUUUGGGUGAUGAACCAAGAAAAGAUGAUAAAAAUGCUGUUUUAACUUCUGCUGCUUAUCAUAGGAAAAGUAAAAUUUUAGUUACAGGUUUUUCAAGUGGUGCAUUCUUUAUUCAUGAACUUCCUGAUAUGAACUUGAUCCACUCUCUCAGCAUAUCAGAGCAAAAAAUAUCAUCAAUAUCAAUAAAUGCAACAGGUGAUUGGAUCGCCCUCGGAUGCAGCGGUUUAGGACAACUUUUAGUAUGGGAAUGGCAAAGUGAAACUUAUGUGAUGAAACAACAGGGCCACUCCAACAACAUGUCCAGCGUUGCCUAUUCACCUGAUGGUCAACUUUUGGCCACGGGCGGAAUGGAUGGCAAAGUUAAACUGUGGAAUGUUUACUCCGGGUUUUGUUUUGUCACGUUUAACGAGCACACAAAUGCCGUUAGCGCGAUAACCUUCAGCCAAAGUAGAAAAUUUGUAGUGUCCGCCUCUUUGGAUGGUACCAUAAGGGCUUAUGAUGUAAUAAGAUACCGCAACUUUAAAACUUUCACAUCCCCCAGACCUGUACAGUUUUCUUGCGUUGCCAUCGAUACAAGCGGCGAGUUUGUAGCCGCAGGUGGUCAUGAUGUUUUCGAAAUUUAUUUGUGGUCAGUUAAAACCGGCAGACUGCUGGAAAUUUUGGCCGGACACGAAGGUCCUGUGUCAUCAGUUUCAUUCACUCAAAUCCCGACGAGCUCGGUUUUGGCCUCGGUCUCGUGGGACAAAACUCUGCGCGUAUGGGACGCGAUAGAGAAAGGUUCCGCGCACGAAACCAUCGAGCUUACCGCCGACGGCAUGUGCGUGGAAUUCAAACCGGACGGCCUGGAAGUGGCCGUCGCCACCCUCGAUGGCAGCAUAUCGGUGUUUAACGUCAAAACCGCCGAACAAGUGAUCAGCAUCGAUGGCCGCAACGAUCUCGGAAGCGGUUUGUCGGAUACGGACCUGGUUACCGCCAAGCAGUCUCUAAAAGCAAAGUCCUUUAAUAGUUUGUGCUAUUCAGCAGAUGGAGAAUGCAUUUUGGCUGGAGGGCAAUCCAAAAAUGUUUGUAUUUAUAACGUAAAGGAAGGAUUAUUGCUUAAAAAAUUUGAAAUUACCCAAAACCGGUCCUUAGAUGCCGUUGAUGACUUUAUUAACCGCAGGAAAGUGACGGAAUUCGGCAACGUUGCCCUAAUAGAGGAACGUGAAGAAAGGGAAGGCGGCAACGUGGCAAUCAAGCUUCCGGGUGUGAAAAAAGGCGACAUGGCAAGUCGCGUGUUUAAACCGGAAGUGAGGGUAUUUUCUUUGAGGUUUUCGCCCACCGGUCAGCAAUGGGUGGCCGCUACCACCGAAGGCUUGAUGAUUUAUUCCUUGUGCACCGGCUUGGUGUUCGAUCCGUGGAAUUUGCAAUUCGGCAUUACGCCGGCAAGUGUAAGAGAUGCUAUUAAUAAAGGAGAUCAUACAAAUGCGCUUAUGAUGUCGAUGAAACUUAACGAAGCCAAUCUCAUCCAGGAAGUCAUAGAAAAUAUACCUGUAAAAGACGUUGAAUUAACAAUUUCAAACUUAAGUGAACAGUAUGUGGAAAGGAUUCUUCUUAUUAUUGCAAGUGCUUUGGACAACUCUAGACACUUGGAAUACUAUUUGUUAUGGGCUCAAAAUUUACUUACUGUACACGGUCCUCGAAUUAAACCACAAAAAAACUUACCCGCACUAUUGGCACUGGAAAAAAGUUUGAUUAGGAAAAACGAACAAAUUUCCAAAAUUUGUGAUUUUAAUAAAUAUACCCUUCAGUAUGUUAUAACCCUAGGAGAAAUUGCAAGCAAAAAAACCAUUAUUAGUACUGAAGAUGAAGAGAUGAAUAUUGAAGAUGAAAGUGAUGAUGAAUUUGUUAAUAAUUACGAUUCAGAUACCUAAAUAAACGUUUUUAUUUCA